AUCCGCAGCUCCGCCAUGUCCGGCCUCCUCCGGUGGAGGCGCCUCGCCGCCACCGCCACGCGCGCCGCCUCCACCCUCACCGCAGCCGAGUGCUCCCCCGCUGCCGCGCCGCCGCACCGGCUCCUCCAGGAUCGGCGCAAGUGGGAGGGCCCCUCCUCCUCCUCCUCCUCCCGGGGCGGCUCCUCCUCCUCCUCCUCCACCGAGGACCCGGAGCCGCGCCGCAUCCGCGCGGAGGCCCACUGCCCGCGCUGCUCCAAGCACAUGGACAUACUCUUCUCCCACCGCGCCCCUCCCCCCUCCGCCGCCCCCGGCGCCGGCGGCUACCAGGCGCUCAACCUCUGCCCCAACUGCCGCACCGCCUACUUCUUCCGCCCCAACCUCCUCGUGCCCCUCCAGGGCACCUUCGUCGAGAUCGGCCGCCUCCGGGCCGACCUGCCCCCGGACGGUCUCAGGGCCAGGGACCCCGCCUCGUGGGAGACCUCCUCUUCGCGUGAUGACGGGGAUGGGAGUGGCGUCGCCGUGCACGUGCCGCCAGGCCCGCCGUUCCAUCCCAACCUCAACGUCGUCCGCGUAGCCGGCGGCGGUGGUGGUGGCGGGGGAGGCGCUGGGGGCGAGGAGGGGGAGGGGAAGGAAGGAUGGGGAGGCUCCAACCUUGGCAAGGAUUUUCCCACGCCCAAGGAGAUCUCCAGGGGGCUCGAUAAGUAUGUAAUUGGGCAAGACAGAGCCAAGAAGGUUCUAUCUGUUGCAGUAUACAACCACUAUAAACGUAUAUACCAUCAAUCUGUACAGAAAGGGUCUGGAGCAGAUUUGGGUUCUGAUGGUGAAGCUGAUGCCGAAGACAAUGUCGAACUGGAGAAAAGCAAUGUACUGUUAAUGGGGCCUACUGGUUCAGGUAAAACUUUACUUGCAAAGACAUUAGCUCGGUUUGUGAAUGUGCCAUUUGUAAUUGCUGAUGCAACAACAUUGACCCAGGCAGGAUAUGUAGGAGAAGACGUAGAAUCUAUAUUAUACAAGUUACUUACGGUGGCGGAUUUUAAUGUGCAAGCAGCACAACAAGGGAUGGUGUAUAUUGAUGAAGUUGAUAAAAUCACUAAGAAGGCUGAGAGCCUUAACAUCAGUAGAGAUGUAUCAGGUGAAGGUGUUCAGCAGGCUUUGUUGAAAAUGCUGGAAGGCACGAUAGUCAAUGUCCCUGAGAAAGGAGCAAGGAAGCAUCCUCGUGGUGAUAAUAUACAGAUAGAUACAAAGGACAUUCUGUUCAUAUGUGGGGGUGCUUUUAUUGACUUGGAGAAAACUAUAUCGGAGAGGCGACAGGAUUCUUCUAUUGGAUUUGGGGCACCUGUCCGUGCAAGCAUGAGGGCUGGUGGUAUUUCAAGCGCUCAAGUGACAUCGUCCUUGCUGGAAUCAGUUGAGAGUGGUGAUCUUAUAGCAUAUGGACUCAUUCCGGAGUUCAUUGGACGUUUUCCUAUCCUUGUCAGCUUGGCAGCACUAAAUGAGGACCAACUUGUUCAGGUUCUCACUGAGCCAAAGAAUGCUCUAGGCAAACAAUUCAGGAAAUUGUUCAGCAUGAACAAUGUUAAGCUUCACUUUACAGAUGCUGCACUAAGAAUAAUUGCGCAGAAGGCAAUGUGCAAAAAUACGGGUGCACGGGGCCUAAGGACUAUCCUUGAGAAUAUUCUCAUGGAUUCCAUGUAUGAGAUUCCAGAUACUAAAUCUGGAGAGAAGCGAAUUGAUGCAGUGGUUGUAGAUGAGGAUGCAGUAGGAUCACUGGAUCGACCUGGCUGUGGAGCCAAGAUCCUUUACGGUGAUGGUGCUUUUGAUCUUUAUCUCUCCCAGGUAAAGGCAGUGGGAGAUGGAGCAGGAACCGAAGUGGAUGGGGAAACUGAUCUUUCCCCAUCAAGAGCCGUGAGCAUGUGAUUUCAUGGUUCCCAUAGCACCAGUGUAACCUGUAAAAUCUCUUAGCUGUGUUGAUGUAAGUAUUACCUUGUAAAGAAAAAAAAUGUGCAGUGUACCAAUCGUCCAUUGUUAAUUCAAGCCCUAGCACGGUCCGGCUGCCUGCAAGCCGUUGCAUUGUCUGUAGCAUGUGUAUAUAACUAUAGUGGCUACUGGAUGUUAAAACUCCGAACAUUGAAAUGGAAGGGGUGAAAUUGAGCAAGGUGCAAAAUGAUGCUGCCAGUUUGUUUGAA
Lolium rigidum is the source of this 2183-nucleotide messenger RNA. Its product is annotated as CLP protease regulatory subunit CLPX1, mitochondrial-like. Lineage: Eukaryota; Viridiplantae; Streptophyta; Magnoliopsida; Poales; Poaceae. The record is from RefSeq and is a predicted model, not a curated record. Gene Ontology annotation, molecular function: ATP-dependent protein folding chaperone; ATP hydrolysis activity; ATP binding. Gene Ontology annotation, cellular component: mitochondrial matrix. Bases 16 to 1914 code for a protein of 632 amino acids. The transcript has 15 exons. Gene Ontology annotation, biological process: protein catabolic process; proteolysis; protein folding.